Messenger RNA from Telopea speciosissima, 575 nucleotides. RefSeq lists its product as uncharacterized. NCBI's taxonomy places the organism in Eukaryota, Viridiplantae, Streptophyta, Magnoliopsida, Proteales, Proteaceae. The transcript has 2 exons. The coding region runs from base 84 to 530 and encodes 148 amino acids. The record is from RefSeq and is a predicted model, not a curated record.
UGUUGUUGUUUUAGUGAUUUUUGCUGUGUUUUGUUUGAUGGGUUUUAUUAGAUUAGUCUAUGUGAAUUAAUAACAAGGAUGAUAUGGAGCUUAAGGACAGCAGUGUUUCUGAAACGAGCUCCAAGUCGCCGGAGAUCCGUGCUUUUUUCGCCUUAGUCGACAGAGCACAUAGUUUACAAUUGCUUAACGAGAAGAAUCAAGGAUCAGAGAAACCACUAAAGAACAAUUUCAGUGUAUGGCAGCCUUCAUUUGAGCCGGAAGACUUCAAUUUACCUCCAAAGAGAGGUUCCACUUCCACUUCCACUUCCACUUCCACUGUGGAUCAUCCCAUAAGUGGACUUGGUGAUGAAGGAAAACAUGAGGAGAAUAGAUUGAAGAGAGGUUUGAAGAGGCCAAGACCGUUUCUUGAUUUGGCUCCACUUUUUGUUUCUGAGGAAGGAUUGAAGAAAGGAGAUACAGGGAAGGUUUUUUUAUGUGAUCUUAACAAAGAAGCUGAAUCAUCUGAGGGUGUUAAUGGGGGAUCUAGUUGAAUCUUGAACUUGGAAUUAGGAAGAGUUGGAAUGAGUGAUUUAAUA